Messenger RNA from Drosophila albomicans, 739 nucleotides. It is a transcript of the gene GatC, whose product is annotated as glutamyl-tRNA(Gln) amidotransferase subunit C, mitochondrial. The transcript has a single exon. The record is from RefSeq and is a predicted model, not a curated record. Gene Ontology annotation, biological process: glutaminyl-tRNAGln biosynthesis via transamidation; regulation of translational fidelity; mitochondrial translation. Gene Ontology annotation, molecular function: glutaminyl-tRNA synthase (glutamine-hydrolyzing) activity. Bases 275 to 739 code for a protein of 154 amino acids. Lineage: Eukaryota; Metazoa; Arthropoda; Insecta; Diptera; Drosophilidae. Gene Ontology annotation, cellular component: glutamyl-tRNA(Gln) amidotransferase complex; mitochondrion.
CGAUUAAUAGUAUUAUGGAUUUAAAGAGCCUUACAACACUAAAUUUUUCCAAAGUGUGGCAAUUUUGUGAAUUACUAUUUAAAAUUACAAUAGAGAAUAUAAUCAAAAUCUGAACGAUUAGCACAAAGCUGCAACCAGUAGUAUUAAAAAAAAACGUAGUUUUAAUUUAUCUAAAGUAAUCGAUUUUAUCGCGAACCUUUCAAAAAGUCGAUUAAUAACGCUAUGCUUUUGCUCUCGGAUAUUAACGCUUUGCAAUACUGCAAAAUUGUCCAAAAUGUUGCGAAUUGUUUUUACGCGUUUUUAUUGCAAAAUUGCAGCUGAAAAUAUUAUUAAAACAUCAACGUCUAUUAAUCAAAAGCAAAUUGAUUUUACGAAACUAAAUCAUACCACAAAAGUGCCACAGUCGCCGGUUCCAACGGCAUUUCCAGACACCAGCGACAACGAACUUGAAAUCGACAGUAAAACUAUUCAACUGUUAGAGCGUUUAUCUUUAGUGGAUCUGGACAGUGAACAGGCACUGCUUACGCUCAAGAGCAGCAUCCAAUUUGCGGACAAGAUUGCGCAUAUCAACACUCAAGGCGUGCGUCCGUUGUACACGGUGCUGGAGACGCAACAGUUGCAGUUACGCAACGACGAAGUGAGUGAAGGAAAUUGCCGAGAACAGUUGCUAAAAAUUGCCAAGGUGACAGACGAGGAUUACUACGUGUCGCCGCCGGGCAACAUACCGCUGGAACAAUAG